This is a messenger RNA of Aspergillus eucalypticola CBS 122712, 1090 nucleotides long. RefSeq lists its product as uncharacterized. The record is from RefSeq and is a predicted model, not a curated record. Lineage: Eukaryota; Fungi; Ascomycota; Eurotiomycetes; Eurotiales; Aspergillaceae. Bases 109 to 903 code for a protein of 264 amino acids. The transcript has 2 exons.
AUUCUAUCUAACAAUCAGUCUACCAACUAAACCAGUCCAGUAAUCUAAUCCUCUUAACACUACUCUUUUUAUACUUCUUCUAUAUCUCAUAUAACAACCAUUAUAACCAUGGAUCUCCAAGGACAACCCAUCCCCCCUGGCCAGAGAAGCACUAAGGUCACUUCCGACCCCGAGCGCAGAAACAACCCUAUUCAAGAGCCCUCUGGUCCCAUCACCAACGACUCCUUGGCCGCCGAAUCAGCCACCCAGGGCGGCGCUUUCUCCCAGAACCGCGGAGCCCAGCCCAUGGGCGUUUCCGCAGGUCAAUCCACUGUCCGAAACACCGACACCAGUGCUGCCACUAAGCUCGACUCCAACGCCGACACCCAGGACAGGUACCCCGAGGGUCUAGGCGGACAAGGCAACUACCCUGGCGCUCACCUUCCCGAGUCCGGCUACGUCGGUGGUCCCACUGCUGCCCAGAAGGAACUCGGUAUCGGCCAGGGCCAGUACCCUGCUUCUCAGAAGCUGUCUCAGCAGCAACAGUCCUCUGGAGGAGGAAGAAGCGGUGGUGCUAGCUACUCCCAGCAGCAGCAGCAGCAGCCCGCUCAGGCUAGUGGCAGCGGCUACCGUAGCCAGCACAAUGCUGGAGCCGCGCCGUCUUACGUUCACGAUGUGACUGGUAGCUUGAGUGACAGCAAGCCCAAGGGUGCCAACCUGAAGGAAGGAGAUAUUCCUGAUGAUGCGCCGAAUGCUAGCUGGACUACUGAUAUCGGUAGUGAGAAUGACCCUGGUCGGUUGGCACAGGGUGGCUUCCAGCGUAAGACUGCGGAGAGUGGUCCUGAUGGUACCAAUGCCGGUAGACAGAAGGGCAUCGAUAACCAGCAACCGUACCAGGCUUUGCAGUCGGACCAGAGGGCUUGAUUUUUGGGCCAUUGAUGGAUGAUGUUAUGAAAAGCAAAGCGCGUUUAUUAUUUUUGGAUCUUCCCCGUGUGUAAUGGUUUUUGGGGGUUUUGAAGGAAUGGGCUUAUUCUUCGAGAAGGACUGCGUCCUUCCAUUCCUGUAUUAGUGUAUCUAUCUAGAUGAUAUGAACAAUCAGAGACUGACCAGA